This is a messenger RNA of Porites evermanni, 5752 nucleotides long. NCBI's taxonomy places the organism in Eukaryota, Metazoa, Cnidaria, Anthozoa, Scleractinia, Poritidae. The record is from the annotation of a GenBank genome assembly.
AUGAGCACCAGCACACUGAUAGAAGUGUUUGGACACAUUUUGUACAGUUUUACUAGAGGUGUGACUGAACAUUACAAUCCAGAUAAACCUGAAUUUACCGCAGAUUUAUUUGGUUACAAUUCUCUGGAAAGUACAGGACGAGAAUGGUACUGUCAUCCUGUUGAUGAACUUAUUUACCAAGAAUACAGCGACAGAGAAGCCACAAGCUUAGAUUAUCUGGCUUCUUGUAGUUUUGAUGUUAAAGUAACUGACGCCUGCUCAACAGAAAAAAACGAAGAAACCCAGGAAGCUUUGAAACAAAGUAAAGACCAAACCAUGGCUUGGAAGCGACUGCGACCUUCUCUUCUGCAAACAGUUUUUCAAUCUAUAUACAUUGGAGCUCUGAUUUCACUUUUAAUGGCUAUCUUCGUAGGAACAAUUUUUACGAUGGAAUUGUAUUUAUUUUUGAAAACUGCACACAACUGUGAAUACAACACUGUGAACUCAACGUCAAUACAAAUACAGUGGAUAAGAUCAGUUUCGGAUAUAAUUGCUUGUAGUUUUAAUUAUUUUUGGUUUUUUAUUCUCGUGCUGUUUCUUUUUCGUCCCUUUCAGUUGAAGGGGAUCAGACGAAAACUUUUCCUGGUGUGCUUAAUUUCAUAUGCUUUGGACACAAUUUAUCGUGUUGCUCUCCAAGGUCUUGGUAUAUCUCAUUCCCAUAUUUCUUAUCCAUUAAGACUUCCGCUCAAGGCUUUUUUUUUCAGCAAUCAGUGUCUGCAAGUUUAUAUUUUAACAAAGUACCUCUGCCCAGGUUCACGAAAGAAAUUAGUUUUAUUUUUCAAAAUGAUAGUACCAAGUUCUUUGGGUCUCUUAUAGCUGCCAUCCUUGGGGUGUACUUACUUAUAUACCCAGCAUACAUGAAAGAAAAUUCAAAUGGGAAACUUUUAAUUGCAACCUUUUCUCCUCUCCUCGGAGUUGUGGUAAAAGUAGCCUCUCGUAUUUGUGUUCAAAAGUUGUAUAUCACUCAUCCGGGAUACUCGUACGUCUUAUUUUCACCGGUCUAUUGUGGGGCGGCUGUCCUUUUUCGAGUUUUGCAAGCGGAUCUUGGCAGUUUACAAGCCAUAGCAUUACUUGGAAUAAUUCACGGUGCUGCAGAAGUCAUUGAAAGAAGCACUAUGGUUUUAAUUGAUCACAUUUGUCAUAUGUUGUGGAAGAGAAGGUCCGCUCCUUGGGGAAGUUUUCGUACUCCUCGUCGUGAGAGACUAAUGGCUGAUAUCGCUAUCAUGAGCAUGUUGUAUGAAUCUGCUGCUAUAGUGUCGGUGAAUGGAUUCGUAUACUUAUAUCAGUUCAUUUAUGUAAGGGAAGAGAAAUUGAACAAUUUACUUCUGUUCAGAUUUGCAAUUAAUACGGCAGUUUCCCUUGCGAUUGAGUGGGUGUUUAACAGCGUGUCUCUAGCGAUUGAGAGUCGGUAUCAAAACAUGGCUGUCAUGGCUGUUUGGCGAAGACGAUGGAGGCGACACCUUCUAGUGGCGAUUGCAAAUGCGAUUCCAAUUGCUUUGUUUACAGGCGGUACUCUCUUAGAUAUUUUACAUGGUAGUAGCGAAAUUUUCAAUAGGCCAUGUAAAAUGCCAUUUACAUAGAACAUAAAGCAAAGCUGUUAAACAAUAAACAUGCAGGCAAUAUAACUUUUAACAUGUAACUUUAACUAACGAUCAAUUGCUGGUUUUCAGUGUCACGUCAUUCAAAAUAGAUCAAAAUCAAACUCAAAACCAUUCAAUAGAUAAAGUCCAGAAUCUGGGAAAUGAAAGGAGGUACAUACACAAAGACCCUCGCCAAGAUUCAGGUUAGAGGAAUAUUUCGUAUACGCGAGAUAUCCGAAGAAAUGUUUCACCCAAACUUAUAGAGAUUUGUAUGGAGACGCCAUGCUGGUGCUCACCUGGAUGAGCUCCAACUGGCGGACGGAAACCAACAGAAACAUCUGUUACCGAGUUUUGCCACAAAAGCGUGAAUUUAUUCUUCGAGAAACUCAUAAACAUUAAAGUAAUACUUUUUCUAAUACAUGAACUGUUUAGAUAGCAAAAUUUCCCGAAAUAAGUCAUUUUUUUAACCUACAUGAAAUGUAGCGUCACGCAAAAGCUUAGAAAUUCAACCGUAAUCUAUCACAAAUUCAAGAACCCUUUUGAAGCGAAAAUUUUUAUGAAAAUUAGUUUUCAGCUGCUCUAAUGCAUUGUGCAAGUAAAAUCUCGGUAGGAUCGAUAGUUUUUUAGUUUGAAUUUUAAUGACGUCAUGUGAAAACCAACAAUAGAUGGUUUCUGCUGACAUGAAUUUGGUGCAACGCAAAUGCACCAUUUAGUCGCACUUUAGUCUCCGAAGUAAACCAUUUCCGCGGUAACAGUUCUUUUCAUACAAGUGCCCUAACUGAGGUUUUCAGCGUAUAACAUGCAAAGCCUGUAUAUGUUAAAAAUAUUGCAGCGUUGAAUAUUUUUUUAACCUCAGCUCGACCCUUCUGAAGUGUAUGCCAGGGAAAGAUUACGUACGUUUUUGAGUUUUCUUGAGUUUUCAACCGAAUUUAUGGCAGCAAAUAAUUUUUAAUUAGACGUAAAAUGUUGCUUUUUUAUAUUGGCCAGGCGGUAACCUAGUAAGCUAAGGAGUGAAAACAUAGAAAGAAAAUCAAAAUAUUAUUUUGAAAAAGUAGUUUUCUUGAAGGUUUAGGUUUCUUGCUAAUCAACUUGUUUCAAUCUGAGAGAAGACUUACGUCAGCGUUAGUUUUUAUUAAGCAGCUGGCUUUCUGGCUGAUCAUGAUAAAAGUGGGUGUACAAUUACUUUCAAUCAAACAUGGAUCGGGUUUUGUUAAUUAUGACAGAAUGUAAUUAAAAAGCAUUAUGUUGACAGCUACAAGGCACAUGCUUGCCUCAAGCUACGGGUAUCCCGCCAUGUUUUAAACAAAGGGCUUCCGACCAAGGCGGCAUUCUAAUCCGCCACAAAUAUGUGAAGCACGCGUCUUUCAAAGUCGCCUAGUACUUAAAAUCGGGGCUCUGGCCUGUUAGAUGUGAAACUAUUGAAACCUCUAUCUUGAAAUCAACACAGUGUCGAGCUUUCGCGACUUUCGAGAAACGGGCUCCAGGACAUGAAAACCUAUCAAAGUGUUAGCGUUUGAUAAGAGUGGAUAAUUGGACCGAGUUCUUGGUAAGGAAGUAUCUUCCAUAUUUAGCAAAUUUAAUGGCUAACUAGAAACCGACAUAUUUUAGUUAUGUGCCAAUGUAGUUACCGUAACUUCCAGAAGUCUGUAGGUAUAAAGUCAGGCUCUCGCUCUACGGCGAAUGUCACCAAUACAAGUGGCCAAUAAAAUUACAACGCCACUGCAAACCGCUAAAAUAACCUUUUUGUUUGAAAUUCUUAUCGUUUGACGAUUCAGGUCUCGCUCCAGUUCCUGUUCAAGAGCUUUCGUACUAAAAACUGAUGUUUCGAAUAUUGAUAGCUGACAAGUGCGUUUUAGAUAUUGAAAUCAUACUGUUUCGCUAGAAUUACCUUUUUCUAUAUUAAUAAUUACUGUAAUUUGACGAUUUUUUUUUCGUAGACUUGCUGUCUCACUACAUGAGACAAAAUGAGCGCCAGCACACUGUUAGGGGUGCUCGGUCAAAUUCGAGGUGUAAUAGAGCAUUCCCGGGGAGGGGGUAAUCGACCAACAUUUUGGUAUAGCUGAGUUACGGAGAGUUUGAAACCCUGACCCUGUUUAGGACAAAACCCUCGAGUUUAACACCCUGUUUAGGAGAGAGGACGUGGACACAGUUUAGGAAAGACUUGCGCGAAAUUGCAUACCCUGGUAAGGGCAGACUCGCGCAAUUUUGGACAGAGAGGUCAAGAACCAUACCCUCUCCAGAGGCUUAUACCUCCCACGUAAAGUCCAUAUAAGGGAGUACCCCCCGGGCAGAGCAUUACCAUUACAAUCCAGACGAUGAACCUAUAGUCACUGCGCAAUCAUGAUUUGAGUACAAAGGCCGCUUUUCAUCCCGCCGCGACGUGUUGCUGAGACAAGUCGCUUUAUGUGUUGAAACAGUGGUGUUAAAUAACAAGGAACUUUAAAGGGCCUACAUCUAUCCAUGGCAAAAAUAUUUCGGUUUUGCCUUGCGCGCUUCAGAUUCGAAUUUAUUUAGUUCCAACUGUGUUAUUUUCUUCAUCUAUUCUACCCAGUGAAAUAAGGAAAAUGAGCACCAGCACACUAAUAGAAGUGUUUGGACACAUUUUGUACAGUUUUACUAGAGGUGUGACUGAACAUUACAAUCCAGAUGAACCUGAAUUUACCGCAGAAUUAUUUGGUUACAAUUCUCUGGAAAGCACAAAACGAGAAUGGUAUUGUCCUCCUGUUGAUGAACUUAUUUACCAAGAAUACAGCGACAGAGAAGCCACAAGCUUAGAUUAUCUGGCUUCUUGUAGUUUUGAUGUUAAAGUAACUGACGCCUGCUCAACAGAAGAAAACGAAGAAACCCAGGAAGCUUUGAAACAAAGUAAAGACCAAACCAUGGCUUGGAAGCGACUGCGACCUUCUCUUCUGCAAACAGUUUUUCAAUCUAUAUACAUUGGAGCUCUGAUUUCACUUUUAAUGGCUAUCUUCGUAGGAACAAUUUUUACGAUGGAGUUGUAUUUAUUUUUGAAAACUGCACACAACUGUGAAUACAACACUGUGAACUCAACCUCAGUACAAAUACAGUGGAUAAGAUCAGUUUCGGAUAUAAUUGCUUGUAGUUUUAAUUAUUUUUGGUUUUUCAUUCUCGUGCUGUUUCUUUUUCGUCCCUUUCAGUUGAAGGGGAUCAGACGAAAACUUUUCCUGGUGUGCUUAAUUUCAUAUGCUUUGGACGCAAUUUAUCGUGUUGCUCUCCAAGGCCUUGGUAUUUCUCAUUCCCAUAUUUCUUACCCAUUAAGAAUUCCGCUCAAGGCUUUUUUUUUCAGCAAUCAGUGUCUGCAAGUUUAUAUUUUAACAAAGUACCUCUGCCCAGGUUCACGAAAGAAAUUGGUUUUAUUUUUCAAAAUGAUAGUACCAAGUUCUUUGGGUCUCUUAGCUGCCAUCCUUGGGGUGUACUUACUUAUAUAUCCAGCAUACAUGAAAGAAAAUUCAAAUGGGAAACUUUUAAUUGCAACCUUUUCUCCUCUCCUUGGAGUUGUGGUAAAAGUAGCCUCUCGUAUUUGUGUUCAAAAGUUGUAUAUCACUCAUCCGGGAUACUCGUACGUCUUAUUAUCACCGGUCUAUUUUGGGGCGGCUGUCCUUUUUCGAGUUUUGCAAGCGGAUCUCGGCAGUUUACAAGCCAUAGCUUUACUUGGAAUAAUUCACGGUGCUGCAGAAGUCAUUGAACGAAGCACUAUGGUUUUAAUAGAUCACAUUUGUCAUAUGUUGUGGAAGAGAAGAUCCACUCCUUGGGGAAGUUUUCGUACUCCUCGUAGUGAGAGACUAAUGGCUGAUAUCGCUAUCAUGAGUAUGUUGUAUGAAUCUGCUGCUAUAGUGUCGCUGAAUGGAUUCGUAUACUUAUAUCAGUUCAUAUAUGUAAGGGAAGAGAAAUUGAACAAUUUACUUCCGUUAUUUGCAAUUAAUACGGCAGUUCCCCUUGCGAUUGAGUGGGUGUUUAACAGCGUGUCUCUAGCGAUUGAGAGUCGGUAUCAAAACAUGGCUGUCAUGGCUGUUUGGCGAAGACGAUGGAGGCGACACCUUCUAGUGGCGAUUGCAAAUGCGAUUCCAAUUGCUUUGUUUACAGGCGGUACUCUCUUAGAUAUUUUACAUGGU